Molecule: messenger RNA, 5495 nt
Organism: Aedes albopictus (Asian tiger mosquito)
Lineage: Eukaryota; Metazoa; Arthropoda; Insecta; Diptera; Culicidae
Exons: 2
Coding region: 4056-5003 (315 amino acids)
Source: RefSeq, a predicted model, not a curated record
CAAUAGGUUAACGUCUCGACCCAAGCAACCCCACCGGAUGUAAUUUGUUAUUGUCAUGUUGGUGGUCCAAUGGCUAUCGUUUUUUUAUUCGUAUGCAGAAAGUCCUGGGUUUAAUCCCUGGCCUGUCCAUGUCCUCCUACUUUGUAUCUUUCUAUCUACUUAUUUCCUCUUCUCUAAAUAAUAUUAUGCGUUGCGCGAAAAUUUGUACGCGCAAGCGCCCAUACAUCUCCGCCUGUAAGAAAAAUCAUUUCGGUGUUUUCGGCGCAGUAUUCCUUGGCCAAUUCGCGCACUUAUUGUAGAAGACACCAUAACGAUUAAACAUACCAGCGGAGGUCUAUUAGCGAUUUUGCACCUUUUUCGCUCUCUAUUUUCUUGCAACGGGUAAUACAACACUAACACAUAUAUUUUUAUAUAUGGCUGCAGUCGAAAAGGAGAACGUUCAACGUAGCUCUGGUCCUCACAAGUUGCUACCUCAUGCUUUCACGGGUCAAAGGAUGACAAAGACCGCCAGCUAAGAGUUGUGUGCUCAGCUGCUAGUGCAGCCUGGGCACUGUUGUCCUUCUGACUUCAGCUAGACCCGAGCGUCUGUUCACCAAGGAGGUACGGCUCAAACAGCGUCUGUUCUGGAUCCAAGGUGGUAGCCCUAUCAGCGUGACCUUCCCAGUUUUGGUAGCGACGUUAAACAGAACUGGCCCUCCGGCGAGACAGGAGUGUUGGCGUUGGCUCAAUAACCCACCCGUAAAAUUCCUCUUUACGAAUAACAUAGGAGAAAAUACGACUCGAUACAAUCGGCAAAGACCCACGCGACGAAAAAAGGACUACGAUUGGAAACUUUGCACAUGGAAUUGUAAGUCAUUUGGUUUCGCAGGAUGUGACAGGAUAAUCUACGACGAAUUACAUCCCCGCAACUUCGACAUCGUGGCGUUGCAGGAACUUUGUUUGACUGGACACAAAGUGUGGAGUCUACCGGCUACCUUCUACCAAAGCUGUGGCACCACCAACGAACUGGGAACAGGAUUCAAAGUGUUGGGCAAGAUGCGACAAAGUGUGAUCGGGUGGCAGCCGAUCAACGCAAGGACGUGCAUGUUGAGAGUUAAGGGCCGUUUCUUCAACUACCUACAGCAUCAUCAACGUUCACUGCCCACAAGAAGGGAAACCUGAUGACGAGAAAGAAGCGUUCUACGCGCAGUUAGAGCAAACAUACGAUGGUUGCUCGCCGCGUGACGUGAAAAUAGUUGUCGGUGACAUGAACGCGCUGGUAGGAAGGGAGGAAAUGUACAGACCGGUAAUCGGGCGAAACAGCCUGCACGCCGUAUCGAACGAUAACGGCCAGCAAUGCGUAAGGCGUAAGCUUUGCAGCCUCCCGUGGUAUGGCAGUACGAAGCUCCUUCUUCCCCCGUAAAGAUAUCCACAAAGCCACCUGGAGAUCACCCGACCAUCAAACAGAAAACCAAAUCGACCACGUUCUGAUCGACGGUAAAUUCUUCUCGGAUAUAGCCGAUGUCCGCACAUGCCGCAGUGCGAAUAUAGAUUCGAAUCACUAUUUAGUGGCUGUAUGCAUGCGCUCAACAUCGAACACGUAACGUAGAAGUGGCUCAAGACUACGCGCAGCAGUUAGCAGUGGCCCUACCAACGGAAGAGCAGCUUGGCGCAGCUAAACUUGAAGAUGGCUGGAGGGACAUCCGAUCCGCCAUAUGUAGUAGUACCUCGGCUACAGCACUAGGCUUCGCGACUCCGAAUCACAGAAACGACUGGUACGACGGCGAAUGUGAACAGUUGAAAAACGAGAAGAAUGCAGCAUGGGCGAGAACGCUGCAACACCGUAUGAGAUCGAAUGAGGCACGUUAUAGACAGGUGCGGAACAGGCAGAACUCAGUCUUCCGGAUGAAGAAGCACCAGCAGAAAGAACGAGAUCGCGAAGCGAUGGAAGAGCUGUACCGCGCUAAGGACACACGAAAGUUCUACGAGAAGCUGAACCGCUCGCGCAGAGGUUUUGUGCCACAAGCCGACAUGUGCCGAGAUAAUCACGGGAAUCUUCUCACGAGCGAGCGUGAGGUGAUCAAGAGAUGGCGGCAGCUUUACGAUGAGAUCUAGGAGUAUGUGCACAGGACGAAAGACUUCCGGGCCCUGACCUCCAAGAGAUUGAGGAGAAGGUUAGCCGGUUGAAAAACAACAAAGCCGCUGGAGCAGAUCAACUAUCAAGCGAGUUACUAAAAUACGAUGAAGAAGCACUGGUGAGAACACUGCACUGGGUCAUUACCAAGAUUUGGGAUGCGGAAGUAUUAACGUAAGAGUGGAUGGAAGGUAUCGUGGUCAUCUAUAAAGUACGUUACGCUCAUAGGGCAGAGGGGGGUUUCAGAAAGUGCGACAAGCAAUAUAUAUUAGGUAUACGAAAACCCCGUACAAAGGGGGAGGGGGAGUUGAAAUUUGCGUGACGUACGUACAGCAGAGGUAUCCGCUAUCAGUGAGUCGGCUCCAGAGGCACGUUCUACUCCAAUUGGCAAAUUUGCGCUUACAGCAGAGAACAUUCGGGAACGUUCAAAAAUUACGUCCAAUAUUUGGGGGAGGGGGGGUCUAGAAAAGUGUGACAGUACGUGUAUUGGGUAUAGGGAAAUUGCGUGACAGAGGGGGGAGGGGGGGUCUAGAAAUCCCGAAAAACGAUGGACGUAAUUCUUGAAUCUUCCCUUCAGGCCUUAGUCUGAGCGGUAAGGUAAGUGUAGUAGCAAUGUUAAUGACUAAACAACCCAAUUGCACAAUAAAUUUCAGAAAUGUUUCUGAAGAAGUUCUACUCUUUAUCCACGAAUUCCACAAAGAGUUGCUGGCUGCUGCUCUUGGAAUCCUUUCAAUAAUUGCUCGGGCAGUUCCUUUAGAAAUUCAUCCUCUAGAAACGUGAGGUUGCAGGUCAAUAUGGGCAAGGGGAAGAAAGUGAAGAUUGCAAUCAUUUUGUAUCCACAUCAGACCGAAUAUAUCUCUGCGUCUGCACAAAUUCAUGCGGAUGACGGAGUGUUGGUAAGGUAUGGUAGGCAGAGAGUUCACACAUUGGUGCGUGGAUGCCAGGCGUAAGGUGGUAGAUUAGUGUAUUUAUUACUCUGAAGAUAUUGCGGCACGGUUCGCUUAAUUGCAUAACUCGUAGGCGUUGUUUGAUAGAUUGACACUGUGCUAAGAAAGUUGGAAGGAAGGGAAGCGGCCUUUUCAACCCAUUUCUGUUCUGGCGAUUGCUAUGAACUUAUGAAUACAUGCAUUGCAUAACUCAGAAUUGGUCUCAAAUUCUUCCCAACCAAGCUGAAUUAUAUGGCCAAGAUUCAGGAAAUUUGGCCGUCACAAACCCCUCAUGACGAAGAGAACAAACCUGCCGAUAAUACCCAUCGUCACCCUAUAUAGAGAAGAGAAAGAGGUUAUGAGAUAGAAAGAUACAAAAUAGGAGGAAAGGGACGGGCCAGGGAUUAAACCCAGGACCUUCUGCAUAUGAAUCAGAAGCGGUAGCUACUAGACCACCAAGCCCGUCCGAAAAAAAACAUGAUGAAGAUGAUAAACACACAUCUCUUGAAGGACUUCUUUGAAUUCUUAGAAAAAAAAAUUUUUUUUUGAAUGAACUUCUAGGGUAGAUUACCGGGGAAUCUCAAAUCUUAAGGCGACCAUUCGGAAUGUGAGAACUUCAGGGCGAUCACUAUUUUGAAUGCUGCCUAUAAAGUGCUAUCCCAGAUCAUCUUCCGUCGUCUGUCACAUAAAGCGAAUGAGUUCGUGGGAAGUUAUCAGACUGGCUUCAUCGACGGCCGGUCGACAACGGACCAGAUCUUUACCGUACAGCAAAUCUUCCAGAAAUGCCGUGAAUACCAGGUCCCAACGCAUCACCUGUUCAUCGACUUCAAAGCGGCAUACGACAGUAUCGACCGCGCAGAGCUAUGGAGAAUCAUGGACGAUCACGGCUUUCCUGGGAAGCUGACUAGACUGAUUAAAGCAACGAUGGACGGUGUGCAAAACUGCGUAAGGGUUUCGGGUGAACUAUCCAGUUCAUUCGAAUCUCGCCGGGGACUGCGACAAGGUGACGGAUUCUCAUGCCUACUCUUCAACAUCGCUCUGGAAGGUGUGAUGCGACGAGCCGGGCUCCACAGCCGGGGAACGAUUUUCACAAAAUCCGGUCAAUUUGUGUGCUUUGCGGACGACAUGGACAUUAUCGCCAGAACAUUUGGAACGGUGGCAGAGCUGUACUGCCCCCAUUGGCACAACAGUCCCAUGUGAAUAGGAAACCCAGCAAACAAGGGACUGUUAUGCGAAUAGGGGCAGUGUACACCCACAUGAAACGCGAAGCAGCAAAGAUGGUGAAUGCCUCAAAAACAAAGUACAUGCUGGUAGGCGGAACCAAACACGACCGGAUCCGUCUGGGUAGUAAUGUUACGAUAGACGGGGAUACUUUUGAGGUGGUGGAGGAAUUCAUCUACCUCGGAUCCUUACUGACGGCUGACAACAACGUCAGCCGUGAAAUUCGGAGGCGCAUCAUCAGCGGAAGUCGGGCCUACUACGGGCUCCAGAAGAAACUGCGGUCGAAAAAGAUUCACCCACGCACCAAAUGCACCAUGUACAAAACGCUAAUAAGACCGGUGAUCUUCUACGGGCACGAGACAUGGACCAUGCUCGAGGAGGACCUACAAGCAUUCGGAGCUUUCGAGCGACGCGUGCUAAGAACGAUCUUCGGCGGUGUGCAGGAGAACGGUGUGUGGCGGAUAAGGAUGAACCACGAGCUCGCUGCACUUUACGGCGAACCCAGCAUCCAGAAGGUGACCAAAGCCGGAAGGAUACGGUGGGCAGGGCAUGUUGUAAGAAUGCCGGACAACAACCCUGCAAAGCUGGUGUUUGCAACUGAUCCGGUUGGCACAAGAAGGCGUGGAGCGCAGAGAGCACGAUGGGUGGACCAGGUGGAGCGUGACUUGGCGCACAUUGGGCGCGACCGAGGAUGGAGAGCGGCAGUCACAAACCGAGUAUUGUGGCGUACUAUUGUUGAUUAGGUAUGUCUUGUCUUAAUGAUGUUGAACAAAUAAAUGUAUGUAUGUAAGCUACGCCCAGAAAAAUUGUUGAAGACAAAACCGUUAAGAAACUCCUAGAACAGUCUCCAAGGUAUCUCUGGGGAGAAGCUUAUUGAAAGAUAUUUAAAAAGGAGUCCUUCUUCCAUCCCUCCUAAGCGUAUUUCAAUUUAUUUAUGCAAACUUCUCCCGUUAUCAGAUAGAGAGACGCUCGGAGAGAAAUCUGCUCUAAUCCUGUUACUGAUCAGAUUCAUUGAAUAACGGUAAAUACCCUCAGGAGGAACGGGAGAAGCAGAAAUUCGUACGACCUUUUCAAAUGUUAGUCUAGAAUUAUCGUGAUUCUAGUAUGUUAAAAUUACCAAAACUUAAAUACUUUUUCUAACUUCAAUUUUGUGCUGAGUGUGAACAGGUACAUUUCAGUGUACCGUAAGACAUUUUUGAAACUUUCUCCUGAUGAGUAUGGUCGGUAUUAGGUGU